Messenger RNA from Ipomoea triloba (trilobed morning glory), 1175 nucleotides. Its product is annotated as cytosolic sulfotransferase 17-like. The transcript is spliced from 2 exons. Gene Ontology annotation, cellular component: cytoplasm. The record is from RefSeq and is a predicted model, not a curated record. Bases 170 to 1093 code for a protein of 307 amino acids. Gene Ontology annotation, molecular function: sulfotransferase activity. Gene Ontology annotation, biological process: sulfation. NCBI's taxonomy places the organism in Eukaryota, Viridiplantae, Streptophyta, Magnoliopsida, Solanales, Convolvulaceae.
AAGCGAUAGGCUUACAGCAAUUCCAAACCAUAGGCUUCAAGCAGCGAAACGCCUAAAAUUCUCCGUCAACUUUCACGGCGGCUCUCCGGCGUCCCUCACUAUCCGGUACUGCUUCUUGAUGCAUCUCUGCCUCAAUACACUACAGGUGAUUUGAUCGAAUCCUUGGCUCAUGGAGAAUCAAAAUUUAUUACCAGAAGAGAAAUGGUGGGGAGGUCAAAAUUUACAACAAAUCAAUGGCUUUUGGUUAUUGCCUAUGAUGAUCCCCGGAAUUCAACGAGCCGUGGCCGAGUUCAAGCCUCAUCCUAACGAUAUAAUCUUGGCUUCAUUUCCGAAAACUGGCACAACAUGGCUCAAAUCUUUGCUUUAUGCUAUCAUAAAUUACUCCUCUCUUGAUUCUCUAGUCAAGAAUAGCCCCCACGACCUUAUUCCUUUCCUAGAAGUUGAUGUUUAUGGAGAAUCAUCAAAAUCAAACAUAAUGUCAGAUACUAAUAGUUGUGAUGCUACUAGGAUGUUCAAUACACAUAUUCCUUACCAAUUUCUAGGCGAAACCUUUGAAUCCUCAGGUUGUCGUGUGGUUUAUGUGACUAGGAACCCAAAGGACACCUUAAAUUCAUUGUGGCAUUUUGUGAAUAAGUGGAAGAUGGAUGAGCAAGCACCAUGGGAGUUGGAAGAAGCUGUGGAGCAAUUUUGCCGUGGGGUUAUCCCUGGGGCACCUUACUAUGAGCAUGUAUUGGGGUACAGAAUGGCGAGUUUGAAGAAUCCUGGUAAAGUGUUCUUUAUUACUUAUGAAGAAUUGAAGAAUGACACAAAUACUCACGUGAAAAGAUUGAUUGAGUUUUUGGGUUGCCCUUUUCGUGAUGAUGAUAAAAAAGUGGAGGAGAUAGUGAAGAGUUGCAGUUUCGAGAUUUUAAGCAGUCAUGAAGUAAACAAGUUCGAGGAAUGUCGUCCUUGGUUUCCCAUGCCCAAUAAUUCAUUUUUUAGACAAGCUGAAGUGGGUGACCAUAAAAGAUACUUAAGUGAGGAGGCAAUUGAAAGAAUUGAUGCUCUUACAAGGGAGAAAUUUCACAAAUCUGGGUUUAUUUAUGGGAUCUAGUGUCUUUGUUUUUGUGACAUAUGUAACAGUACAGUUAUGCAUUUCAUGAUUUCCUCAACCUUUUGUGCGUUAAUUUAUUCAA